UCUAUAACAGCUCAGUGUGCACAUCAAGAAACACCAUACCUAUUAUAAGGGCUCACCCACUAUAAAACCCCUCUCUCUACUAUCUCAUUCCCUCGUUCUUCACUUUCAACAACUUCGUCUCAUCAUUUCUUGUUAAUUUAACUAAGAUAUGGCUACAAAGAAGAGUGUUGGCUCACUAAACCAAGCCGAUUUGAAGGGUAAAAGGGUGUUCGUAAGAGUGGAUCUAAACGUUCCUUUGGAUGAUAACUUGAAUAUCACUGAUGAUACUAGGAUCCGUGCUGCUGUACCCACUAUCAAGUUCUUGAUGGACAAGGGUUCUAAAGUUAUUCUUUGCACUCACUUGGGUCGUCCGAAGGGAGUUACACCUAAGUACAGCUUGAAGCCUCUUGUACCGAGGUUAUCUGAACUUCUUGCAAUCGAGGUUAAGAUGGCAAAUGAUUGUAUCGGUGAGGAAGUUGAGAAAAUGGUGGCUGAACUUCCCGAAGGAAGUGUCUUGCUCCUCGAGAAUGUAAGGUUCUACAAGGAGGAGGAGAAGAAUGAGCCUGAAUUUGCAAAGAAGCUUGCUGCUCUUGCAGAUGUUUAUGUAAAUGAUGCAUUUGGCACUGCCCAUCGUGCCCAUGCUUCCACUGAGGGAGUGGCUAAGUACUUGAAACCUUCUGUUGCCGGUUUUCUUAUGCAGAAGGAACUUGACUAUCUUGUUGGAGCUGUGGGAAAUCCUAAGAAGCCAUUUGCUGCAAUUGUUGGUGGCUCAAAGGUGUCGACCAAGAUUGGUGUGAUAGAAUCCCUUUUGGAGAAGGUGAACAUCCUUAUAUUGGGUGGAGGAAUGAUAUUUACUUUUUACAAGGCACAAGGGCACUCCGUCGGUUCUUCUCUUGUGGAGGAAGACAAACUUGAACUUGCAAAUUUACUUAUUGAAAAGGCCAAAGCUAAGGGAGUGUCUCUAUUGCUGCCCACUGAUGUAGUCAUUGCUGAUAAGUUUGCUCCUGAUGCCAACAGCAAGGUAGUGUCAGCAUCAUCUAUUCCGGAUGGAUGGAUGGGUUUGGAUAUCGGUCCAGAUGCCAUCAAGACAUUCUGUGAAGCAUUGGAUACUACCAAAACAAUCAUUUGGAAUGGACCAAUGGGUGUCUUUGAGUUCGAUAAAUUUGCAGCGGGAACUGAGGCAAUUGCCAAGAAGCUCGCAGAGCUUAGCGGCAAUGGUGUGACAACAAUCAUUGGAGGUGGUGAUUCAGUUGCUGCGGUGGAGAAGGUCGGACUUGCUGACAAGAUGAGUCACAUCUCAACCGGAGGUGGUGCCAGCUUAGAGCUACUCGAGGGGAAGCCACUUCCUGGAGUCCUUGCUCUUAAUGACGCUUGAUCUGAGUUUUUUCAUAUUGUUUUUCAAUUUAAGUGAGUGCUGUUAUAUGGUCGGUUUCACGGCCGGAAGGGACUUAGAAUUACAUUAGAGCUGAUAGUGUAGAUUUGAGUAAAUAAAUGUCAAGUCUCUUGAACAUCUCAAGGAUGUAUUAUUACUUUGGUGCAAAUGGAUCCAUUUUGGAACAUUAUCAUUA
This is a messenger RNA of Mercurialis annua (annual mercury), 1547 nucleotides long. Its product is annotated as phosphoglycerate kinase 3, cytosolic. Bases 149 to 1354 code for a protein of 401 amino acids. Gene Ontology annotation, biological process: glycolytic process; gluconeogenesis. Gene Ontology annotation, cellular component: cytosol. The record is from RefSeq and is a predicted model, not a curated record. Gene Ontology annotation, molecular function: phosphoglycerate kinase activity; ATP binding; ADP binding. NCBI's taxonomy places the organism in Eukaryota, Viridiplantae, Streptophyta, Magnoliopsida, Malpighiales, Euphorbiaceae. The transcript is spliced from 7 exons.